UCCCAUAGAUAAGCCAGAUACCGCCGAAUCAGUACCUGGGUCGGUGACGACCAGGGAAUCCUCGGUGUUGUAUGUUUUUGCUUUUUUUGUCUUUUUUUUCUUCCGUCUCCCCAAUUUUUGGUGCUUCUGGAGGGGUUCGUUGUGUAAUGGCAUCUAUUUUUCACAGUUGUGACAGGGAAGUAUGCGCUGUAGUUUUAGCGGGGUUUAGGGCAUUGCCCUCCAGGGUUUUAGUGACCAUUGAGUUGUUUAGGGUCGUACCAGGGUUAGGGUUGGGGUUAUGGAAUGAGGAUUAGAGUGCUGAAUGUGCUACAGCCAACUGUAAAUAUAGUGAGUUCUAGUGCAGUAUCCCCCCGUAACUUUAGCAGUGAACCCGACCCUAAUGCGACAGCCUACACAAUACAUAUAAAAUUC
Hypoxylon trugodes is the source of this 411-nucleotide messenger RNA. RefSeq lists its product as uncharacterized. The transcript has a single exon. Bases 72 to 293 code for a protein of 73 amino acids. The record is from RefSeq and is a predicted model, not a curated record. Lineage: Eukaryota; Fungi; Ascomycota; Sordariomycetes; Xylariales; Hypoxylaceae.